Spirometra erinaceieuropaei is the source of this 10284-nucleotide messenger RNA. The record is from the annotation of a GenBank genome assembly. NCBI's taxonomy places the organism in Eukaryota, Metazoa, Platyhelminthes, Cestoda, Diphyllobothriidea, Diphyllobothriidae.
AUGGCCGAAUUUUCGCCAAAAGAUAUCGAGUGGAUAGACGACUUUUCGUGUAAGUUACCCCCUCUUUACUUUAGAAUCGGCGUCUUGACAGACGCAUUGAAAGGCACAUUUUCAUACUUUUUCUCGGCAGUGCUUUUUGUUCCCAAGGCUCCCGUAUUGUAACUUCCGUCGCCCUAAUGUUUCUUUUUGAAACAUGCCAUCUUACUCCGUUCCACUCGAAGUGGACAAAUUUUGUAAAAGCAGAUAUCCUAAUAUAGAACAGAAAACGAAGGAGGUUCUUCGGAAAGAAAUCAAUUUGUACUCACUUCCAGGCUUCUGGUUGCGUUUUUCGUUACGACAGUCUCCCUAGUGAUGCUUAGUCCUUAGAAGGUUCAACUUCCAAAUUUAAAACACUGUUUGCUAAACGAAAACAGAACGUUCAUAAAGGAGCGCAACAGAUUUCCGUCGUUCGUUAAAAACUGAAUAUACUUACGCUUCUGGCUAUGCUUAUUCAUAGAUUAUUUUCGAUGCUUUGACAUAACAUGUCUGCGUGUUCGGCGGGGUUACCAGGUCCUAGCAAAACUUCCUAGUCCCAUUCAAGUCAGUUUUCGCGAAGUAAAUUUGAUGAACGAGAGGUUGAGCUUGGCAGUUUGUGUUUACCGUAGUUGACAAAAAGCCUUGCGAAAAUGGAGCUGUUUCUUCCUGACAAUUUUUGUUUGAGAAGGAUUAAGUUUGCCCCUGGCCUGUCCACCAGUGGCUUCAUUGCAUGGGAUUUUUUUGGGCCCCUGAUCGCAGUAACGAGUGCCAGCUUGGCUUGUUGAUUCUUUCCUCCUUCGAGCCCCUCGUUUAAUGCCUAUCGUCUAACCCCCACAUCUGCAGGCAAUAUUGUUUUCGCCAAUGAGAACACGGCCCUUCGCGUGUUCAAUAAGCUAGCAGAACCAUUCGAUCGGCGAGUGGCCCUGGCAGCUAUGGCCGCUGUCGCCGCCGUAAUGGACAAGAAGGCGCCCUUGGCUGCCGACGAGGAUACCGAAAUGGGAGACCACAAGACCGAGAACGGGGAGGGGAAGAAUCAACCGGGUCUACGCGAGGGUCAGACUCACCCGCUCUCCUUUUCGACCGGCUCCCUCAAAUCCAUCACUGAGAACAUGCCCACCUCAGGCCGCUGGUUCAAGGCGACCACGUCACCAGACCGCGCCUUAUCCCUCUUUUUACGUUUUGCCCACAAAAGUAGGUCCUUUUGGAUACCUUAUAACAUAUCGUUUGUGCGUUUCUCAACCCCCCUCCCCAGCAAUACCACUGUCACAAAUACCAUUACUAUUGUCGCCUCUGGGAAUUAUUAAACGUAACUCCUCUCUAGUGGCACUAUUCAGAUUCAGACACUCUUGCCACUUCAUACAUUUCUGACGUGUCCCAAGUGGGCUUUUGAUUUCACCUUUCACUCUUCGCGGACAGGCGGACCUUCUCAUCCAUCCUAUGGACAUAUUAGUUUCAGAUCGUUUCGGGUGGCGCUGUAGGUUUAUUUGAUAGUGGAAAACAUUUUCUGUAUUGUACUGCUGCCACGACGUGUGACCUCUUUCGAGGUAACUGCCUCUACAGAUCGGUGUCCAGUCACGUCUACCUGCCUUACUGCCGCAUCGUCCGUGGCUGCCUAUUUGUCAAACUUUAGAGCUCCUAUUAUUGCCUAACCAACCUUCGCUGUGUGCUGCGUACUCUUCCUUGUUUAUGUUCAUCCCUCCUCUACCCCGCAAGGCGACGUUAAAUUGCCGGGUGCUGAACGCCGGAGCAACUACUAUAAGCGUUACGGAAAUCCCAACUACAGUGGCAUGGUGGGCAUCUUGUCGCGCUCCUUUCGACGGCGGGCACAAACGCAGCGCCGCAACGAGGGAGGCGCUUCUGACGGCGGUGCUGGCGAUUUGCGGCGGGUACACUACUUGUGCUGCGACUGUGGUCACACCGAGAAGCACCUCUCCUCCAGCCUGCCCCACCUGUCUGCCUGCUGCUGUUGCGCCACCAAUGGCUCUGCAGCGGCCAGCGACACCAACCCGCGGCAGGACAGACGAAAACUGGUCUCCUACGAAGACCUCUAUGAGGACGACUUUGUCGAUGAUUCCGACGACCUGGCUGAUCUGGCCAGAGAUUUUGAUGAAGGUCUCAUCUCCGUGCGCAGCGACAUUGGUGGGGUCAGCAGAAACACCCGAGUGUCCACGCGGGCCGGCAAUCGGCGCGAGGCGGCGGGUACAGUGUGCUCUUGUUUUUUCAUGCUGCUGCCUCCUCUCGCCGUUUUCUAGUGUCUCGAUUAGGCCGCGAAUCUAGCAACCAAGACACUUUAUUGCGGCAUUAUGAGGAAUUGGGCGUUCACGCGGGAAGGAGACGUUUUCGGCUAGGUUAAAUGAAACCGACGAUGCCUAAAACGCUUUCUGACUGUGUUCUCCAUUUUCCCACGACCUGUGCUUUUAAAGUGUUUCAGUUAUUUGAAAUUACGGCUCACGCCAGUCGUCUGACGUAUACCAUAACGUUAGAAGCUUGUGUUAAAAUUUAAAGUCGCCGGCUUUUCGUUAAAGUGGCGCUUUUGGUGUUAACCGCGGUCUGAGGGGCUUUCACUGAUUGGAGCAUGAAUCCUUCUCCUGCCACUUAGUUUUUGGUUUGACGUUGGCAGACCCUCGUAGGUUACCACCAUACGUCCCGUGAACUUGCCAUCCAGAUUCAGUCCUCGGUCGGAUGACCCCACGCCAAAUUCCAGGAGGUCCCUAUUUCCUCGUCCUAAGUUACCCUGAUUCUCCUAGUCCUAACACUAUCCCUCGUAAAUCUAACCUUAACCCCAGCCUCAGGCCCGUCCGGAAUUUGGGGAAAGGUCUAUACAUGAGGAGGUCCAUAUGCCCGUGCCCUACACAUUCUUCCUUGUUAGCUGUUCAAUAUGUUCUGGAAUCCAUUAAACAUUGACCGAAGCCUUGGAAAAGACUAAUUGCUUGAAUCUACCGUACUAAUUCGCGUGAAGUAACAAUCUCCACGGGAGGCCUCCUUGUAGAGCCAUGAACAGAUAUUUCUUGGAUGAAAUACGCACCAAGUACUUGAGUUGGGGGAGACAUCGUUUUGUGCAGAAGGCCGUUGCAAGAUGUAGCAACCUCGAUGAGUUCGGUCUUAUUCACUUCAUGUUUUAGUGGUCAGGUGACUGCAAUAUCACGUUUUGGUAAAAACACAUUCAGUUUUUAUGGGUGUAAGCACCAGGCUCUUUUGCGGACCCUGUAUAUGUCUCUCCCCGUCUCCUAUGCUUUAUGGCACGUGUUUGUCGUGCGUUAGACGGAGGCUGUAGGCUAUUGUACCCAGACUUGUGUCCUGUGGAUUUGACUCAGACUUCCAGCUGCUAUGAGAGCGGUGGGCUCUCCUCUGCGUAGAUCCUCACUACAAACAACUAAAUGGUCUGUUAAACAACCACAACAAGCUAAUUGCCUUGGCCUGGAAGACUGUCAGACAACGGAAUAAUUUGGCCGGUCUCUGCAACAAGGAUUUGGCUCCAAUGACUCCUUUAUAGCACUCACCUGUCUGCAAAUUCUGUCUUUGAAAUGGGGUUCCCGUGCGUUUAGGGGCCAACACAUGCUUCAUGCUCGUCAGCCAGUCUGUCUGCACCCACGUCUAGUUACCCCGACUCUGUCUGUCAUCUGGGACACGCUGGGUGUGGGAAGAAAAAGUGAGGUAAAUGCCUUGCAGGUUUGAAACGGUACAAUAAAUGAAGGCGAAAAUCCCCACACCCUCUUCGAUGCGGUGGUGAUCCUUGCCGCUCAGUCGUUUUGCUUGGCUGCUUUAAGAUCUUUCCGCUCUUCCGACUUCCAUAACAUGGCACGCUCGUAAUCGGGCGCGUUUUUCACUGCCUUCUUGCCAUUUUACUGGUUUGUCAGCCCCCAUUGAUGGGGGGUGAUCAGGUUUACAAAUUCUGUCACUGAACCAGCAGGUAUUCAAUAGCAUAACUCGCUAAGCUACAUUGCGGUGCAAUAUAAUUCAAAUUCUGGUCUUAUUUGGGAGUCCAGACUUCCUGGUCUUGAUCCCCGCCAUAUAACCGCACAUCGUCAGUGAUAGGUGUCUGAAUUUUGACUGAUAUCUAUGGUCUAGGGUUUUGUUAAACAGACUUCCGACUCUGCAGUUCUCUGUGCCGGAUUUUUUGUGGAGGCUUGCUGUUUUGUGUUUAACUUGAUAGACGUAUCAACUUGAGUUUACGCAGUCCCCGCAUAUUAGCCCGAGACGUGAAGCCGUCGAGCGUGCUUUUCUGGAGCUUCCGUCAUGGCCUUUCUGCCUACUCCCCCACUGUUCAGCUCCUUGUCUAUCUCAUUUUCUAAUCACAAUUCACCUUUUUUCUUCUUCAGCCUGUGGGUUCGCUUCCCCCAAGCAGCCGCGUAAAUGGCCACGCAAUGAACGCACCGGUGGCCAGCUGGUCUUUGACCGUCUCGGUCCCUCCGACAGAGUCGUCCCCUUCAAGCCUUCCGCAGACUCGCGGGAGCCCUGGGCUGGUGAACUGACCAGCGGUGAGGACUUUCGCGGUUUCAAGGGCUCCGCGUCCCGACAGACUGCGGGCGGCGGUCGCGUGAGUGCUAAACAGCGGCUGGGCUCGCGGCAUGGGAAAGCCAAUGCUGCCCUGGCUACAAUCACCCUCCUUCCUGACCCGGAUGUGACCGAUGCGCAUCGUCCGCUCACCUCCAUGCGUAUGGUGGCGGAUCUAGAGGAGGCGAAUAUCUUCAGUCAGAUAGAGUGUGUACCUAUCAGCUCUUUGUCUACUUUCUUGCAUGUUCCCUGUUUAUAUCCAGAGCUAAGCUGGCCGUUAAGAGGUUUAUGGACGCAGAGCACGUUGACUGUGUCAUUUUAUUGACCAAGGUUCGCUAAAUUCAUUAUAAACGACCGACUUUUUAAGCUUUUUGCCGUUUCACUCAUCUUUCGUCCUUGGUUCUCCGAACUGUGUUUGGUGCUUGUGCCACGGAAGUUUGCAAACUACAGUAGUCACUCAAUCUCAAGCAACAAGAUUUGGAUUCCAAACUCAUUCUUCGGAGAAAUGAUGAAAUGUACGCCAAAUAUUGAGUUGCCUGUUGCCACUGUCGAUAGAAGCGAAAGGACGAGCUCCAGGAAACGGUUGAGAGGGUGGAAAUGCGAUUGUCACAACAAAUAUUUUCAUUUGUCUGAAGUUUCUUACUCUCACUCGAACCUAUCAUCGGAGCGCGGCAUUUAUAGGGCGCAGUUGCCAUGCCAUCACAUACAGUCAGUGACCAAUUUCACGGGAUGUUAACCGAGAUUUGGAAACGCCUUUUUGAUUGGAAGGGAUUACUUAAGUUGGUUGUCAUAUUGAUUAUCAUGCGGUAUGAUAUGUCAGGCACGCCUGAAUAUUGGCCUCUGAGUGCACUUCUUUUCGGACGCCUGCAAAGACCGCACUCAACAAAGAGUGACUGCUCAAAACGCAUGCAUUUUUGUGUGGGUUUCCGAUGCCAACAUCCUGGCGUGUCAGGCGUACCAUGAGAUUAUCCUACGUGAUAAUUAGUAUUACAACCCCACUUAAGUAAUCACUUCCAGUCGAAAGUGCAUUUUAUAAUUUCACUUAGCAUUCCAUGACACCGGUCACCGACUGUAUCGAUCAGAAUUGGCAGCUCCCACACGCAUCGCCGAUGAUUGCUCACCCGAUACACUGGAGUCAUUGAGCGUCGUAAUUCUAUCAUUGUUCAUUGACAGGAUUGUCAGUGGGGCGUUUAGCUGGCCGAUACUGUCGCUGGAAGUGGUGUUCGCUCGGGCACUCCCCUGUGCCAAGUACUCUGAUCGGGCAGUCAGCACUGAUUGCACAGUAUACAGUAAGUGGGCUAACUCACGAAAUGUCGACCGAAAUGCGUUUUCGUUUCGAAAAUAUUAAUUAAGGUUGUAAAACUAGUCAGCCUGCAACAUAAUUCUAUAAUAUUUCAGUUACCUCAAGAUACCGGCUUUCGAAUGAACUUCCUUCCGGCUGCAUGCAAAAACUGUACUGUAAAAAAUGGCUACUUAGGUAGCAUGCAUUUUUCUCAUUGAAUUUCGAUGCUCCUAAAAGCCCAAUUAUAUUUCAUGGAAAACAUGCAGAAAAAUAUUCAUUAUUUUGCUUUUUCGGUAGAAAAUUACGUCUGCGUUCAGUUUUGUACUCAAAGAAAGGGUAUAAUUCGGUUUUAAAAAAGUUUUACAAUUCCGGAAUAAUUUCGAACCCGCGCCACCAUUACACUUAGAUUCAGGGUUUCCAAACUACGUUCCGUAAAUUUUCCGCGUACGGAAAUCCACACAUUUCUCUACGGUAAUAAAAGGGGACCAUAAAGGGUUCAUCAAAUUUGGCAGUGGAUUCGAGCCAUAUUGUUAACUUUACAACCCACAUUGGUAAAUGCAGAGACAUGACGAUUUAUGAACGGCCAUUUCACGGUAUUUAAAAGUCCCACAAUUAGAAACUUAAAACCGAAUUAUGUCCCUCCUUCGAGUAUACACUUGGAAGAAGACUUAGUUAUCUGCAGAAUGAGCAAAAGAAUGAAUAUUUUUAUGCAUUUUUGCCAUGAAGUAUAAUUGGACUUUUAGGGGCAUCGCAAAUCAAUGAGAAAAAUUCAUGCUACUCAAGUAGUCAUUUUUUCAGAGUGUAGUUCUUGCAUGCAGUCGGAAAGAAUUUCAUUCGAAAGCCGAAAUCCCGGGCUGACUGAAUUAUUAUAGAAUUAUAUUGUAGGCUGACUGGUUUUGUAACCUCUGCUUAAUUAAUCUUUUCGGAACGAAAACGCAUUUCGGAAUUUCGAUUGAAAUUUCAUGAGUUAGCCCACCUACUGUACCAUACUUGACAACACAGGUAUUACCUAGAAGCCCAUACACGUGUUUCGCUGAUAUUCUGCCGCUGCAGGCCACAGCUGUGAGGAGUUCGGAUCAUCAGUGGGUCCUCCAGCGUCCGCCGUGUGCUUUCUGGUAGAUAUUCAUGUCAAAUUUCAGCCUCACAUUGACUGACAAAUAAGCGAUUGGUUUCUCAGAAGUUUAAAAAGUUGCAAUUUCGAAACUGGAGCAUCUACCGGAGUGAGCCUAAUCCUUCUGUCGAUAAGAAUUACCGACGAGUAGACGGACACAAAGGUGGCCGCUUCUUGUUUAUUUGCCGUCAUCAUUCGACCCUGCUCUAAUCAUGAACCGGACGCCUUCUGACUUUGGAGACCUUUCAAGCUCAAAACUCGCAAGAUCUACGAACCCACACCCGGCCGACUGCACUCGGAACUAUUUAAGGUCAUUCGACUGUAGCACCGGCUGUUCCAAUUACAAGACAUUCCUGCUUCCCGUAAAUUCACCUCGAGUGUUCGAUUUGCACCUUAAAAUUCCAGUCUUAAAAUAUGCUCAAAAAUUAACCAAUCUUAAUUUGCAUUCUCGUCUGCUAGACUGCGCAUCAUUUAACAGGUGUUUUGGCAGCUAUGAAUAAUUCAUUGUGCCCAAGUCUGAAAAACUGGGCGGCCUCCGUGAGAUUCGACCCCACUAUAGCAGGGGCAAGACCUUAACACAGCCAACGCUCUAACCACCCAAGUCACGAGACCCCGACCUGUCUUGCCUACGUCUUCUUGCUACUAAUAAUUAGGGUGUCUUUCGAAAUGACGCACUAUCUUAUGCAGAAUUAUAAAGUACUUUUAAUAAGAGACUAUCCUAGCAGUCCCAAGUUGGCAGUCAUCUGAGGGAUAAGGUCCAAGUUUUUACAUUCAUUUGUUGUUAAUCUGCCCUUCGUCCAGCAUUCUCAAUUGAUUCCGUGUGCGAAAAAUUCCGAGUGAGCUUAUCGCCUGUAACUCGCGAAUCCAACGAAUCCGAAGCGGGAUUAAGUAUCGCGAGAUGUAUGGAACUGAAAGUAAACUUAUUUACCUAUCUGUCUGCAUUGCAGAACUGAGUACGUGGCGAUUCCAUUUUGCCCCGAAAUGAUCGAUAGACUAAAACCGAGGGCUCCAAUGGUUAGACCGUCGGACUUCAAUUCACAACGAUCCAUGAAGCUUAGAUUCAAACUUUGGGCGCGCCAGCACUUGGUUCUGUGCAUCAUUUAGCAAUGACGGCGAAUAAGCCAUUUCAGUGUCGUUUUGCUUUGUCAGUAACUCCUACUUAACAUCUGCAAGUAAUAGCCUGACGGACCCAAAAUUUCUAGUAGUUGUCCUCUACCGACUUACAUGCGUUGGUCACGACGACGCUUCGAGCGAGCUGGUAAUGGGAGGUUUAACCGUCGACCAUUUCACACGCAUUCCGGAACCGCCAAUUCCCAGGUAGUCUUUUCCCCCAACGCAUUCAUUUCUACCUUCUCGACUCGAAAUAUAAUUUAUCAGCCUAAUUAUUUCAAUCUCUGUAGGUCGAAUCGCAUUGUUCGGGCAUGCUGGCGCUUGUUUAAGUGAGUCAGACAUCAUCCAGGAUACGAAUCCAUCUGGUUACCGCGUCCGAAUUUGUCGAGUGGUCUAUUGACUCCGACCAAACUACUGCGUACCACCUCAGAACGCCUACCAGCAAAGACGGAGAUGACAGUAAUCAAGCUAGGCAACCUUGCGCCAUGGUUUGGUACAGAUUGCACAAGUUAGCACGGUUACAUUGAAGUCAUCAGUCUAUGGGGCAGGUGAGUAAAUUCUUGAGUUCACCUAACGGUGCCGCAGUGACUGGAUCAGCGGAAGAACCCUGCCCAGACGAAUCCAACCAGGUCCCACAACGAUGCUCCCUUCUGCAAAGUCCGGAUAAUGACAACAACGUUGGCUAGGGUUGACCGCAAGCAAUAUUGGACUGAAAUUGUGACCUCCAUGGAACAGGCUCCAAACAUUGGGGGCACUCGAAAAUUCUGCCAAGCUGUUCGCCAAGUUAGUAAUUAGCUCUUCUCACUGAGUGACUGUUCGCGAUGUGAAUAGUGGCUUUAUUGCUGACAACUCGGCCAAGAUCGAUCACCGGCGUGAGCACAUCAAGCACCUCAGCUUUGAUGAGCGACCUAAUACACCCUUGCUCUCCUCUUCAGCGGAGUUUUAUCCCUUCCCAUCCUAUGCAGUGUUGUGCGACCCUCUUCUGGGAGGGAGGCUGAGGUUGCUGAUGCAAUACGGAGGCUGCACAACAGCAAGGCGCCCGGAGAGGACGGUAUUCCUACCAAAAUCUACAGAUCAUGAAUCGUUACUCGGGCGCCCUGGCUCCAUGACCUUAUUGACUAAGUGUGGAGGUACUUCCUAGUGACCGAGGCCCAGGCAUCUUUAUGUUCGUCUUCAAGAGGGAAGAUAAGGCCUGAGAACUGUUACAGCAUCAGCCUCAGCGACGUUGCUGCGAAGGUAUUCGCUUUUGUCCUUGGACGAUUUCAGGGCGUGUAUAACUCGACCACUAGGCCCAACCAAGCUGAUCAGAUACUCACCGUAGGGCGUGUUUUUCAAUUCCGCCAUGGAUCCCAGCAACUGACGGGAGUCUCCUUUGUUGACUUCGCCGCUGCGUUUGAUUCCGUCCAUCGUGAGUCCCUGUGGCGAAUAAUGCAAUUAGAUGGUGUGUCGGCCAAAAUCAUCGUCAUGAUUAAGAACUACUGUCGCUCUAUAGCUGCCAUCACUUCCAACCGUUUGAUAUCCGAUCUGGUGUUCGACAUGGUUGCAUCCCGUCGCUCAUCCUUUUCAACUACGUCAUCGGCUGAAUUCUCGGAGGGACCCCAUAAGGUCUUAACGUUGUGGAUUUUUCACCCGGACGCCAGCUGACUGAAGUGGACUACGCUGACGAUGUUACCCUGCCAGCCUCAAGCUUUGGUGGUCUACAGCCACGAGUGAAUGAAGUCGUUAAAUCAACCACUUUACCUACAUUAGGGUUAUUCUGUCGUGACAAAAAUAACUACGCUUGUGAUAUGCCAUAGGACGACUAAGCAGCUGUGAGUGCUGGGACAUGCAGUGCACCCACCUUGAUAUCUCUUCAGCUUGACUUAGUCUCGCCAUUGGGUCACGAGGGGGUCAGAAGGAGUAACUGAGACCGACACAACGCAAAUCUCUCUCGAUAAUCCAGUUUACGCCUACAUAUUCACCUUUUAGGAUAAUUCUCCUGAAGACUGAUCGGCAUGUGAGUGAAAGCCAGUUUAGAACACGCAAAUCGUGGUGUUUCACUCUCUUUUUCUUCUACCAAUUUUUGCAAGUCCUAUUAAGUUCUAAGGUAGGGCAGUUUUGUUUGCCGCCGGUUGAUUCUAAAGUGGGUCUGAAAUAGGAGCACAGAUUCUGCUUUUUGACCCCUUUUUUGCUCUUUCUUCCCACACUCUUCAGACGCAGAAACCAGAGUGCGUCAGAGAGACGCCCUCGACAUGCUCGCAAUGACGGUGACGUGUGGCAUCGGUUGGGCUAG